AUGUCAGCGACGAGUGCUGCUGCUAAAUUUGCCAACUUACACGAUCAAAGACAGUCCAAAGAAAACAAAUCACAAAGUAGUGUUGUUGAAGCAGAUAGUAGCAGUUCAGUUCCAAAUAAUUCCAUCAAUUCGAUUGAUCAUACUGCAUAUUAUAUCGCAAAGCAUGAUUCUCCAGUUCAUCCAAGUACAUCGGGGGAAAUAUAUGAUCGCCGUAGAAUGCUAAGAAGUAUAUAUUCCUCGAAACGUCCAGCUCCAGCCACUAAUUAUCGCCUUUCUGUUAAGCCGUCAUCCUUUCCCGUCGUACCACUAAAACUGUUGGAAAAACGACCAAUCUAUGUAUCAUCGCAAUUCUAUCAGGGUAGAACGUCACAACAAGAACAGAUCGAUGAUUUACAAGAGGAGCUGUAUGGAAUCAAACGAAAUUACGCUGCUGCAUUAAAGGAAAACGUUAUAUUAAAAACGCGUUUAAAACGUUCAAAUAACGAAGUAGUAAAGAAAGAUCGUCAGUUACAGAAUCUGUUGUUUAUUCAGUCUAAAGGGUGCGCAUUCGAUGGCCAACAAGGAAACAUGCUUGCAAUGAAGCAGAAAAUUGUAGUGCUGAAAUCGCUUUUAAAAGAGAAGACCAACGAAAUAAGUCGACUGAAACAUGAUCUUGAAGCAAUGAAAAUACCAAAUCAUCAGGAGUAUAUCGAAUCAGAAUGUAACCAGUUGAAGCGUUAUCUCACCUACAUCACCCCUCCAAUCAACAAAAUGAAGACUGAUGUACGCAGUUUGCCGAAGAGACAAAAAAGCAAUAAUGAUAGAAAAUUGAAAGAAACAGUUAGCUUUCUGGAGAAAGAAAAUCAUAAAAUGCGUUCAAAACUACAAAUUUUCUUUAACUCCUCAAAUUGUCCUCCUGAUGUGUUAUCUACGUUUGAACGUGAAGAACUUAUUGCAUUGAUUAAUCAUCUGAAAGGUGAACUGAGAAAGAAAGAAGAGCGAAAAAACAGUUGUAAUGCUAAAAGUGGAUGGUCCAGACAGAAAGAUACUUCACCAGUAUACGUUCAUAAAUUACUGCCAGUGAAGCAUGAAUUCAAAAUACCUACAAAGCAGAUGAGGACUAUCAAUAAGCUCAUAGCACUAAGUAAUGAAACUGAGGAAAAAUCGCGAGCAGAAAUAAUAAAAAUUCAUGCUGAGGAUGAAGCAGAGAGAACAACAAUAUGUACAAUAAAAAUGACAGGAUCACCAAAAGUUGGGACUCCAGUUGAAAAAUCGGGACCAAAUGCUAAUGAUUGGGAAAGUGAUGAUAGUUUUGCAAGAAUAGUGGUUGGUACAAAAAUGGAGAAUGUAACUGAAAGACCAGUUAGUGGAAAAGGAGAUGUAUCUGGACAAGCGGAAGAUGAAAGCAGAGUAGCUGAACAAAAGGAACAUAGAUCUGAGACAAUUCAAAGAAACUGGCAAAAAUAUGAAAAUAAAGAAAAACAAAUUAGUGAACAUCCAGUCAUUAAGGAUAAUGUGGAUGAAUGUAAAAAAGUAUUCGACGAUGUUGCAAAUAGUAAACUGAUAAAAGAGAGCUCAAACAGUUAUGGUGAAGUUCAAGAAUGGACUGAAGAAGAGGAUUCAUCAAGUGAUACGCAUGAACAGCUAGAGAAGGUGGCAUCAAUAAAGAAAAUAGAAAGACAAGAGAAAGUGAAAUUCGAAAGUGCGGAAAGAGUGGAAAUGAAGAAAGAAGUUAUACUCAAUCUUGUUUCCCGAUCAAUAUUACGAACAACAUCAGCGCAUCUGAAACGUUUAGAACUUUUGAUUGCUAAAACCAACUCACAUUCAUCGUCUCCAUGA
Messenger RNA from Brugia malayi, 1818 nucleotides. RefSeq lists its product as uncharacterized. The transcript has 11 exons. The record is from RefSeq and is a predicted model, not a curated record. NCBI's taxonomy places the organism in Eukaryota, Metazoa, Nematoda, Chromadorea, Rhabditida, Onchocercidae. Bases 1 to 1818 code for a protein of 605 amino acids.